Molecule: messenger RNA, 1888 nt
Organism: Salvia hispanica
Lineage: Eukaryota; Viridiplantae; Streptophyta; Magnoliopsida; Lamiales; Lamiaceae
Source: RefSeq, a predicted model, not a curated record
CUAGGUCGUGCUGAACUGGGAUAUUCUGUUCUGUUUCAAAAUCACCCUUUUUUAAGGUUUAUUUUUCUUUACAUUUGUUUUUGCUUUGUGAUUACAAUUCGCUAUCAUCAGUCAAUCAGUAAGAGAUGGAUGAAGAUAGCACAUACACGAGCGAUGGAACAAGGGAUAUCUACAAAAGGCCUGCUAACAAAGAGAAAACUGGAAAUUGGAAGGCUUGCCGCUUUAUUCUUGUAACUGAGUGUUGUGAGCGAUUGGCCUACUAUGGCAUGAGCACCAAUUUGGUGAACUAUCUGAAAAUUCGUCUUAACCAAGACAACGUUACCGCGUCGAACAACGUCACAAAUUGGUCGGGAACUUGCUACAUUACGCCGCUAAUCGGCGCCUUCCUCGCCGAUUCUUGCCUCGGCAGAUACUACACCAUUGCCACCUUUAGCUCCAUCUAUGUCCUUGGAAUGGCACUCUUGACUUUAUCCGCCUCGGUCGGCGGUUUAAAGCCUGAGUGCGACGCGUCGGGUGUCUGCCACCCGACGCAGGCGCAAUCCGCCACUUUCUUUGUGGCAUUGUACUUGAUCGCGUUCGGUACCGGUGGGAUCAAGCCGUGUGUCUCCUCGUUUGGGGCCGACCAAUUCGACGAGAACGAUGAGAACGAGAAGAAGAGGAAGAGCUCCUUCUUCAAUUGGUUCUAUCUCUCGAUAAACGUUGGCGCCCUAAUUGCUUCGUCGGUCCUUGUUUGGAUACAAAUGAAUGUGGGGUGGGGUUGGGGUUUCGGGAUACCCGCCGCUGCUAUGGCCCUUGCCGUUGCCGCAUUCUUCGUCGGCAGCCGCCUUUACCGGGUCCAAAGGGCCGGGGGAAGCCCCCUCGUCCGUAUCGCGCAGGUUUUGAUCGCGUCCAUCAGAAAAUUCCGCGUCAAGGUCCCGUCUGAUGUGUCACUCCUCCACGAGACAUCUGACUUGGAAGAGUCAAACAUCAAGGGGAGUAGGAAACUCCAACAUACCAACAAAUUCAAGUUCUUUGACAAGGCGGCUGUGAAGACGAAAGAAGAUGUAGACCAGAAAGAGGGCUCGGCUGUGUGGCAUCUCUGCACGAUCACACAGGUCGAGGAGCUCAAGUCACUAGUCCGACUACUACCGGUGUGGGCCACGGGCAUCGUUUUUUCAGCGGUUUACAGCCAAAUGAGCACAAUGUUUGUGUUACAAGGGAACACAAUGGAUCAACACAUGGGGCCUAAUUUCAAGAUCCCUUCAGCGUCACUUUCUCUAUUCGACACAAUCAGUGUGAUAGUCUGCACCCUCGCCUACGAUCUCGUCCUCGUACGCGCUGUCAGGCGCUACACAAAGCACGAGAGGGGGUUCACGCAGCUCCAGAGGAUGGGAAUUGGGCUCAUGAUCUCAAUCCUCGCAAUGGUCGUGGCCGGUGGACUCGAGGUCUACCGGCUACGCUACGUGAGGAUCCACGGCCUUUACGACCAAGAGACCAUUCCUAUCUCGAUCUUCUGGCAGGUUCCUCAGUAUUUCCUCGUUGGAUGUGCCGAAGUCUUCACGUUCGUAGGGCAACUCGAAUUCUACUAUGACCAAGCCCCCGAUGCGAUGAGAAGCUUGUGCUCCGCUCUGUGCCUCACCACCACAGCCCUCGGGAACUAUCUGUGUACGUUUUUAGUCACGGUGGUGACUGAGGUGACCACCCGAGAUGGCCGACUGGGAUGGAUCCCGGAUAAUCUGAACCGGGGUCAUCUCGAUUACUUCUUCUGGCUGCUAGCACUCCUUAGCUUUGUGAAUUUCUUGGCCUAUCUGGUGGUUGCGAGGUGGUACACUUACAAGAAGGUGGCCGGACCGCCGUCGCCGGCUCUGCAGCAGUGACCCUUUUCUCUCUUGUUCUUAGCCUAUUGUAG